Messenger RNA from Bactrocera latifrons, 1964 nucleotides. Its product is annotated as protein TsetseEP-like. The record is from RefSeq and is a predicted model, not a curated record. The transcript is spliced from 3 exons. NCBI's taxonomy places the organism in Eukaryota, Metazoa, Arthropoda, Insecta, Diptera, Tephritidae. Bases 91 to 864 code for a protein of 257 amino acids.
ACGGCAUAGCAAACGCGAAGUUAAACGAGCGACCUAAAAGGAUAUUUACGAAUAGUGAAAAAAAAAAAAUAAAUAAAAUAAAACAGAAAUAUGUUUAAAAUCGUUUUGUGUGUGCUCAGCACAAUCCUGGUGGCGGAGUGCGCGCUCCCCAGCCACAUUUCGGCUCGAGCUGAUAUCUCUUUGGGCAACUUUCUGCUGGCCCAUCAAGGACGCGCCACAACACCGUCAUCAAUGCAAUGUUUCAGUGUUUAUGUGCCGCUACUGAACGAAGCGUCCAACCAGUGGGCCGUAGAAUAUGAGAAAUGCGUGAAAGCGGCAGAAGAUGGUCGUGAUAAUAUUUUGGCGCAGGCGAGCUCGCAACAGAAAGACAUCUCUACUUUGGCCGCUAGCGUUUGUAGUUAUAUGCAAUCGUGUGAUGUGACCAGCGAUUCAUUGUCGGCGCUCGACUGUUUCGCCUACUUGUCAUCAAACACAUUAUCCACCAUUUACACCGUCUCCAAUAAUGCUUCCGAUCUGGCAGCCAGCUUGCGUCAGCAAAUAAACCUUAUUGACGUCGAGUCCUAUCGCUGCUCAAACGCGAGUGAACGUCAGUAUAUAGAGCGCACGGGACAAAUCUACACGGCGCUCAAUUUUUGCUUGGAUAAUGGCCCDCCACCAACAAUAGCACCACCCACMACCUCCACUGCCGUCACUCCUGCUCCAGUGUCUGCUGCCGUAAAUGAUAUCCAACUGAUUUCUGCUCCUCGUCGUACGCCUCUGGGUAUUAUGAACAGUCGUUCGGCUGCUGCUAAUCCUGCACCGCAGAGUAACUUAAUUACCAUUUUAAAUAACUCUUUASAACAAAAUGGAGACCAAAAUGUGUAAAAUUUUGAUAUAAAAUAGUGCCGCAAGAAAUUCUGCUUUACUGUUACAAGUAGUAUAUGAGGAAGCUGAAGACACAAAACGUUUUACACAAAUACAUAUACCUAUAUAUUUAAAUCCUAAAGCAGUCACAAGUGAUUUAUUGGUAUUCAACGCAAUUAUCUUAAAUAAAUAUAAAACCAAUUCGAGCUCCUUUUCCGUAAGGAAAGGAAAUGCUGUAAAUUCCUGGAAAUUAUCGUAUAUAAAGUCACAAAUAUUGAGACUGCUCCGACAUAUUCGUUGCAUGAACGUUAAGGAAACAUAUGUAUAUUAUGUAUAUAUGUAUACCUCCCGUAGCAUAAAAAAUAUUUUCUUUUAAAGUUCAUAGUAUCUUCUAUCGAUCAAACAAAAAUAUUACAUYUUUCACUCGAAAGAAAGGAAAAAGAAAAUAAGGUAGAAUGAAAAAAMAGUAACAGCCAAAGAAAAAAUAUAUAAACAAUCAAACCUACAUAAUUUGUUUCCUCAUAUKUGGAAUUUUAAUAUUUAAUUAUUUUCUGUUCUUCUAUUUUUGUGUUUUAUUUUMAUUGUUUUCUUUCGUGCUAAAUCUUAUCACGAUCCAAUUUUUUACGUCUGCCUUAGUAAUAUCUUCAAUGGCAGUCUGUAUUUCUUCGCUUUUCCCAGACUUCUCUUUUGUCCUACCGUUACUAGUUGAUAGCGCUAUUUUGAUUUAGGUAUGUGAAUUCUGAGAAAACAGCAGAAUUUAUGACGAUUCUGUCGACGCGGCUUAACCCGCACAUCAAAAGUGUUUGUAUUUAAUUUAUCAUUGUGGCGUUUUCACAUAAUAUAAUAAAUCUAAAGCAAUACUAUUUGACGACAGUAAUUCCUCGCUAGGUUUCAAUGCCCACGUCAUAUUUUGUUCUUUAAUAGUAGUUCUACAAUGUACGACGUUAACAGCGACAUCACAAUCAGGAGUAAUGAAUAGAAACGCGAGUGAGAGCGAGAUGGAACUAAUCUUUAAUGUGGUUGUAGAAAAUAACAACKAUGAUGACAUUGGACACUAUAAGAUACAAGCCUACCAAUCAAAAUCUGUUUAAAGAUAUUCAAUAAAUUCGUUUUCUUAUUAA